AUGGCAUCUCUUCCGGCUGACUAUCAGGCUAAUGCUACUUGGAUCAUGCCGGCCAAGGUAUUCUAUUCCGAGGUUAUGGCAAUUGCGGAUCACAAUUCCUUUGUCAAUGUAAAUGACGGUUUCUCUUUCCGUCUGUUUGGCAAGCCUGUUGUUGUUGAUGACAAUUGCAAGGUCGAUGCGUGUGGUUUUGGCGCGGUGCUUGUCCGUACUUCUGCAAUGGCUAAAAUCAGCCAAAAAAAGGGUCUGCCGUUUAAUCCUAUUCAGGGUUUUGGUGAAGAUUUGUCCUUCUGCCUGAAAGCCAAGGAAUGCGGUUUUGACAUUUGGUGCGAUCGUCUAGGGCAAACAAUGACACUGUUUGAAAAAACAAAAGCUGCGCUUCGUAUUUCAACGAACGCACUUGAUACGGAGAUUGCCGACAACAUCGAGACGGCAAAAGAAGAACUGAUCCGCGCCGGAGUUUCUGCCGAUGCGGUCAGCGAAGAAGGUUCGCUUGUCACAAGAGCCGUCACAAACAUUCGUUCUUAUGGUGAUGGCACCUGA
Cylicocyclus nassatus is the source of this 540-nucleotide messenger RNA. Lineage: Eukaryota; Metazoa; Nematoda; Chromadorea; Rhabditida; Strongylidae. The record is from the annotation of a GenBank genome assembly.